This is a messenger RNA of Fomitopsis serialis, 1239 nucleotides long. RefSeq lists its product as uncharacterized. Bases 1 to 1239 code for a protein of 412 amino acids. The record is from RefSeq and is a predicted model, not a curated record. Lineage: Eukaryota; Fungi; Basidiomycota; Agaricomycetes; Polyporales; Fomitopsidaceae. The transcript is spliced from 5 exons. Gene Ontology annotation, cellular component: Set1C/COMPASS complex. Gene Ontology annotation, biological process: positive regulation of DNA-templated transcription.
AUGCUCACACCCUCAACAUCCACAUCUUCUGUGAAGGGCAAGAAGACUGUUGCUGCCUCAGCUGUCAACCCGGUCACAAAAUGCUCCGCGUCUGCUGCUGGAGGGCAGUCGCGCUCGAGAUCUACGUCUGUCAUGCCCGCGGCGCCUGGGACUGACGGCGAUGGGAAGCCCGCGGCUGAGAGCACGGAUGCUGCUGUGGAAAAAGAUCGAGCGCAGGAUGACAAACUCUACUGCAUCUGUAAGACUCAGUAUGACGAGGAUCGAGCAAUGAUUGCGUGUGAUCGGUGCGAUGAGUGGUAUCAUACGCAAUGCGUCAACAUGCCAGACCUGGAGAUCGACUUGGUGGAUCAGUUCAUCUGCCCGCUUUGCGUUAAGAACAACCCCCAUCUCAGUCUGAAGACCACGUACAAGAAACGUUGCUUCAACGGACUGAAGCAUUCAAACCCAGCAUCACCUGGUGCCUGCCAUCGGCCUGCUCGCGGCACGUACUCCAAGUACUGCUCAGACGAGUGUGGCAUUACGUACAUGCAAUUUCGCAUCAACGCAUGGCGAGGUGACAAAGACAGCCUCUGGGAGAGUGUCAAGGAAGCACGCAAGCGGGAGGGCGUCGUCGUCCUUGUGACAGACAGUCAUGAUAAGGGCGAGAGCAACGGCCACGCCUCCCUGGAGUCCAGUUCAACCGAACCUGUUAUGCAGAUUGUCAAGCCUGCGCGGACGAAAAUGGACGUGGUGCUUUGGCGGGAGAAGCUGGUUGAGCUUGCCGCUGCUCGUGCGGAACAGAUGGACGAGUGUGGUUGGGAUCAGCGACUUUGCUUCGGCGAAGAGGAGUAUGCAGAGUUCGGUGUGAGCGUGCUGGAGAGCUAUGAGGAAGUGGAGCAGGCGACGGGCGAUGCCAUGCAGGUCGACGUUGCGCAGACAGAGGACGGUGAAUGGUGGUGCAGAGGGCAUAGGAAGUGUGCCCGGCAUGCUGGAUGGCAGAAACUCCGUUCGACUGAGGUUGAGUGCGACAGGGACGCUCUCGACGGGGCUCUCCUGAAGCUGACAACACAAGAACGGGAGAUUCGCAAGCGCAUCGAGGACGUCAUGCAUCCAACCGCACAAUCCUCUGGCGGGGAGCCCACGGGUCCUCCGCUAGGAUCGCCAUUGCAGCCCCUGAACGGAAAGACGACAAGCAACGGACAGAGCAAGUCCAAGGUCAACGGCGACGCUGCCAAGAAGGGGAAGAAGAAGAAGACAUAA